ACUCGUAGCUCCGGUCGCUGGCGCAUCAGUCAGUUUCUGAUUGUUUCAAGAAUUCACAGAAACAGAGAAAAAUGAAGAGCAUCAUCGCGAUCGUGUUAGCCGUAGCGAUGCUAUCGGAGGCUAAAGUUGUGCCGACCAACACUGCCACCACCAAUUCCCAAGGAUCCCCCGAAGUUCAGCUGAACGAACUGAUUACCCAGGCUCAAACGAAUAUCAACAAUAUGGCCAAACAAAUCCAGGAACGAUUGAAUUUGCCCGAUCAAGAGACUCUCGUGAAAACUGUCAAGGAGCAAACAACCGACUUCGUAACCAAUGUCCAAACAUACAUGAACAACAUUACCGAAGAGGUGAAAACCAAAAGUCCCGAAUUGGAAAGGAUGUGGAACGACGUAAAGGGCAAAUUGAGCAAAGUCGUCGACGACAUCAGUAGCGGAAUUCCGAACGCUCAGCAACAGGUAGCCGAUUUGCAAGCGAAAUUUCAGCAAGGAGUUCAAACAAUGCUCAAGGAAUCCGAUAACGCCGCAAAAUCUUUGAGUCAACACUCCGAAAAGGUCCAGGAGGAUCUUGCAAAGUUUACGAAACAGGCGAUCGACAUUGCAGUACAGGCAACGCAGAACUUGAACAACCAACUCCAACAAGCCGCUGCGGCUCCGAAAAACUGAGCGAAUUUCCGUUAGAUCUUUCGUUGCCCUCGAGAGUAUUUACCUCGAACGCCCUUCUAAUGUUCGAAUUUCUGACAACAUAACAGAAAACGGAGGGAGCACCUCGAUUGUCAUGUGGACAUAUGUGGUUGCUGCUUUAAAAUCAACGUGUAUUCUCUUGCGAUUCCUACGAAAACGUUUUUUUCGUCGCUUACACUUUAUUAUACAUACAUACAUACAUACAUAUAAUACCUUUUUGCAAAUCGCAUAUUAUAUUUAUAAA
Molecule: messenger RNA, 924 nt
Organism: Dufourea novaeangliae
Lineage: Eukaryota; Metazoa; Arthropoda; Insecta; Hymenoptera; Halictidae
Gene: A4
Exons: 2
Coding region: 72-662 (196 amino acids)
Biological process (GO): lipid transport
Cellular component (GO): extracellular region
Molecular function (GO): lipid binding
Source: RefSeq, a predicted model, not a curated record